Messenger RNA from Paramecium pentaurelia, 1480 nucleotides. The record is from the annotation of a GenBank genome assembly. Lineage: Eukaryota; Ciliophora; Oligohymenophorea; Peniculida; Parameciidae.
AUGUUAAAAAGUAAGUAAAUGACAAUGCAAAUAGAUAUAGAGGAAAGGCUCAGAAUUUCUAAUCUUUAGAUGGUUCAGAACCUAUGAAAUGGAGAAUUAAUAAAUAUAAUAAUAUAGCUGUUGAAGGAUAUUUUCUUAUUUCUAAAAGAAUUCAUUAAGUAACCUAAAAAAUGAUUUAUUUGAUCCUUUAACAAAAUAUGGUCCAAUUAAGAAACUCAAUUUGAAUCUUGAUAGAAGAAUUGGCUUUGUUAAGAAGAAAAAGUUAAUAAGAUUAUUAGUUAUGCUUUAGUUGAAUUAAGUGAAUUUAUCAAUGCUUAAGAUCUUUUGAAUGGUGUUAAUAAGUCAGAAGAAUAAUAUGGUAUAUAAGUUCAAGUUGAUUGGUAUACAAAAAGAAAUUGCUUUAAAAUAAACUAAGAAAUAAUAAUUUAAAUGUUAUAUCUAUGUUGCCAUUUUAGAUUAGUUAUGUCUAAUGAUGUCUAGGAAUAGUAAUUGUAUAUUAAUAACUUAGUUAUCUUGUUAUCAAUAACUUAAAAAUACAUUUAUAUUCUCAAUAAUGAAAUGAGUUAUAGCACGAUCUCUCCCCAAACUCAAUUCUAUUUUAUACCUUGUUAUUAUGUAGAUUAAAUUUUUAAUUAUAAGAUAGUUAAAAUUAUAAUUAUAAAUUUACCAAUUAAUAAAAGGAUUUGUUCAACCUUAACCGCGCCCUUUUAAUAAAAUUCCUUAAUAAUAUUAUCACUUGUAAUGAACUAUAACAAUAGUAGCAACUCGAAUACUAAGCGAUAAAAUAAGAAGAAUAAAGCUUUGAAGAAAUACAAUAUCUUAGGUUAAGAUGACAAACAGUAGAUUUUAGAGAGUUUACAAAAAGACUCUUCUCUUGAGAUGUAUCAAAUCUUAAGUGAGAAAUACAACACUUCAAUAAAGAACUUAAGAAGAUGGUAUCAAGAUGGGAUAGCUAGAAAACCUGGAUGUGGAAGAAAGAAACUCAACACUAAAGCAGAAGAAGAAUUAAGAUAAUGGAUUAUAAAGGAGAGUGUGGAAUUAAGAAGAAGAGUUAGAAGAUCUUAGUUAAAAUAGAAAGCUAUUGAAUUAUUUAACAUUCCUAAUUUUAAAGCUAGUAAAGCUUGGUAGGAUGAAUUUAUCAGAAAUUUUGAUAUCAAAUAUUAGGUUAAUGAAAUAUUAUACAAUAAAGGAAUUUUAAAUUAAUUGUAAAAAGUAAAAUUUGAAGAAUAAAGAAGGAAGAGAUAAUAAUAAUCAGUUGAUUAGAAAUCAGAAAAAUAGGAAUAACUUUAAUAAAUCUUUUCAUAAUAAGCUACAGAAAUACCACAAUCAAAAUUAGAAGUAUUAAAUAUACAACCAAAAGUAUCUGAUUUCAAAUUAGAAGAUUGGUCUUUCGAAAAAUAAGAAGAAAUGAAAGAUUAUUUAUCAGAAGUAUUUUCUCCAAAAUUAGAAUUUUUCAAUGAUGAAAAGUCAAAUUAGUAUU